AAAUUAAGAGUAUGAGAGAUAAAUGUGGACUAACUGACAGAGUUCAGACUGCAGUGAUGUGUGUGAAGGAGGAAAAUAAGGCUGAAGCAGACUGACUCUGUUCUCUGAAUGGGUGACGUGUUCUAAAGGGUCCUCGGCGCUGUUCCUGCUGGGUGUAAACAGUGUGCUGUUCACUGGCUCUGCAUUAAUCAUGUCUAAAGUAACGUUUAAAAUCACCCUGACGUCCGACCCCCGGCUACCUUACAAAGUAUUAAGUGUCCCUGAAAGCACGCCCUUCACGGCGGUGCUGAAGUUUGCAGCAGAAGAGUUUAAAGUGCCUGCUGCUACCAGCGCCAUUAUCACAAAUGAUGGCAUCGGAAUCAAUCCAGCACAAACAGCAGGAAACGUGUUCCUAAAACAUGGCUCAGAGCUUCGCAUCAUUCCACGAGACAGAGUCGGAGCCGGCUGCUGUCUGACGAGUAUCUGACUGUUCUGGGAUUAUUCUUCACCUCAGAUGACUGACCUGCUCGUGUAUUUAUUGUCUGGCCCUGAGCUGUCAAAACUUGCGCCUUAUAACAUCUGCAACAGCAGCAGCUACAAAUCUCAUCUCCCUGCCUGGACCUCCACACUCGAUGUCCCCCCUCGUCCCCAGUAAUAACUGCUUUCUGGACACUUGGCCUGCAGUAAAUUUCAUUUUUCCCACCACUGUAAACGACUGAAAUCCACCAUUUCUCUCAAGACACCUUGCUAUUUUAGCUGUGUCACAGUGCUUGCCCAGUUUUGUAAUGUUGUGUAUUGUUUUCUUUUUAUACAACAUUCUUCACAUUUUUCCUCUCACAUUCUCUUUAUUUUUGUGCUGCUGCGUAUCUUAAAGUCUUAUGGUUAGAGUUUGUGCCGAUGGCCAAAUUAAAGCACAUUUAUUUUGUAUCGCACCUUGUUUAACAGCUCUUGGGAAGUUUUUUUUUUUUUUUUUUUUAAGUCAAGGUAAAUAUAAAACUUUAACUAUUUUUUCUGGCUUCAUCAGGUAAUCAGGUAGAGUUUUGUUUAAGCUCCACUGUUCUAUUCCUUGAAGGCCAUAAUAGGAUAUAUAAACCAUAAUUCCUCUGGUUUUAACAACAAAGCAAGGCAGCAACUCUCAAAAAAAGGGGAGAGGGGCUUUUAUUUUGCCUAUAGCUGUUUUAGCAUGGUUAACUAUGCAGAAAAUAAUGUAAUCUCACGGUAACUGAAGAAAUUACAAUUACAAUUAUCCCAUUACGCCAUGUCUACCUGUUUAACUGUAUUAAACAAAUAUUACAGUAAAAUAAAUAAAACAAAAUGAAAACUGAUAUCAAACUGUUUACAUGCUCACCAUGUGAAAUUUGCUAAUGAUUUGCUAAAACACACACCUUCCUUUCCCUUAGUAUUAAAUUAUAAUGGCAUAUACACCCA
Messenger RNA from Astyanax mexicanus (Mexican tetra), 1407 nucleotides. RefSeq names its product ubiquitin-fold modifier 1 (gene ufm1). Bases 191 to 466 code for a protein of 91 amino acids. Gene Ontology annotation, biological process: protein K69-linked ufmylation. The record is from RefSeq and is a predicted model, not a curated record. Gene Ontology annotation, cellular component: nucleus; cytoplasm. NCBI's taxonomy places the organism in Eukaryota, Metazoa, Chordata, Actinopteri, Characiformes, Acestrorhamphidae. The transcript has 6 exons.